Messenger RNA from Owenia fusiformis, 3196 nucleotides. NCBI's taxonomy places the organism in Eukaryota, Metazoa, Annelida, Polychaeta, Sabellida, Oweniidae. The record is from the annotation of a GenBank genome assembly.
AGAAGAUUCAGGGCAAAUAUCUUACUUCUUUAUGUUCAGCCGGCGUUGAGGUGACUCGAGUAAUGUAUUUCUAUGACAGCAGAUAAGUUAUUUAUACGGUGUGUCCUAUUACAAUACAAGCACUAUAUUCUCUUUUGGAUAUUUAACAUUUUUCAAUGCUAUAAGCUCAGAUUAUUUUGCAAGGUGAACUUUUUGAUAGACGCAUAAAUCGACAUACAUUUUAACAUCUUAACUCGAAAAUCAAAGCAACUACAAAAUGAAUGGUACCUUGGAUAUUAAGGACUUUGAUUAUGUCCGGUUUACAUCAGCGGACUACUACGGUCUUCCUCGAGGAAAGGUUAUCCCAAAGCCGCAUUUAAAUGAUGCCCUUGAAAAUGGAAUUCAGAUAUAUUGUGGUAUACUCGGGAUGGGAUUAUCGGGAGCUUUAAAAGCAUUCGAACCAGAAGUGAUCGAAAGAAAAUUUGGAAAUUGCUAUUUGAAACCUGAUAUUAGCACGUUGAGGCCGAUUCCGUGGGCAAGUAUGGCGCAUAGAAGAGUCGGGGAGGUCAUGUGUGAUCUCUAUUGGGAUAGUGGGUUUAAUUCACCGAUAGAUGCCGCUCCACGAGAGGUUGCUAGGCAACAACUGAUUCGUUUAGAUGAUAUGGGAUAUUCCUUAAAAUCUGGAUGGGAAUUGGAAUUUCAUUUGUUUGAUGCGGACAAAAAGACACCGAUUUACCAUGGCAAAACGGGUUAUUUUAACCAGUCCAUAUUUACGGAGUUUGGUGAGAUCUUGUUUCCAUUGGAGGAAAAUCUUAGAAAAAUAGGGGUUGAUAUGGAGGCAUUGAUGACGGAGUUUGUUGACGGGCAAUUUGAAUUUACAACUGCACCCAAAUACGGUCUAAGAUCCGCAGAUGAUGCGUAUGUGGCAAAAUACGCAAUUAAAGAAGUAACAAAGAAAAUAGGUUACGUUGCAUCUUUUAUGACCAAAAACAGUCCCGAUGCCGGAUGUGGACUUCACUUCAACUUCUCUCUUUUAGAUAAGGCAGGAAAGAACGCGUUUUAUGACCCAGAAACGUCUAACAAACUGUCUAGUGUAGCUGAACACUGGAUAGCUGGGUUGAUGUCGCAUGCCAGAGCGAUAUUUGUUCUUCAUUCUCCAACAGUAAACUGUUUCAGACGAGUUGGCUUCCCCCUCGCCCCAUGUAAAGCUAACUGGGGCAUUGAAGAUAGAUUCGCAUCAUUAAGGGUUAAAGUUAAUGGCGAGAAAAGUACUUACAUGGAAAACCGAAUGGGAGGGGGUCUGGGUAAUCCAUAUCUCAUCGUUGCUGCUACACUGGCUGCUGGAAUUGAUGGACUCCAGCGGAAACUUAAACUGCCGGCUGAAAACGAUCCGAACGCUCUAGAUAUUCCACGUAAUAUUCAGGAGGGCAUCGAGGCUCUUAGAGAAGAUAAGAUAAUAUGCGAAGCUUUGGGAGAACAGUUCGUUCGUUUUUUCACUGAAACUAAACUUGAAGCGGAGGCUUCCUUUUUGGACACAGGUAUUCCAGAAACUGCCGAAGCAUAUGGAAAAGAACGCGACUUUUACAUGGAUCUACUAUAAAGAUCCACAGAUGAUGCUACGAAGAAAAAGAUAAAUCCAUCGAUCUGACAAACUAUAUGUUUUAAACGCAUGUUGUACAUAGGUUCAACAAGUUGAAUUCAUUAUUAAAGACAGAAUCAGAUCGAUUGGGUUGGGAAAAUUGCAAAUUGUAAAUUGGUGAAAUUAUUCAAAAGUACCAAAAUGGAGGAAUGUAUGAAUGUAUUAAUUAAUGUAAAAAUCUUUAGUUUCCCUCAGAUACAGUACACAAUUUGGGUAUUUUUAGAAAAAGACACGACGAGGAAUGAUACAUGUGCCCAAAAUUGACAAUUUUUCGUCAAGAUUAUGAUCAUAAAUCAUGAAGUUUUUGCUAGAUCUGAUUCUGCCUUUAAUCUAAAUUUUCUUGGAGCCGUUAUUGUGUUUAACUUAUGUGCUAUGCAUUCAUAAAUCGCAAAUUCUGGAUCGCUUGAAAUUAUUUUCCUCGAUUAUAUGCGACAUAUAACUGAACUGCAUUAUAUAACCAAUCACCGCUCCCAUUGUUUCAUAAACUUUACAUUCCCGCUUCGCGGGCAUCCAAAGAUUUGAAAAAUUACCCCCAGAGAAAUGAUUCAGUCAAUAAUGCACACAGUCCAGGGCUUAAAUCCUCAAAUAAAAUGGCAGUAAGAAUCUCUAAUUAGCUUGAACUUAGCUACAAAGCUAUAAGUGGUAUUUGUCGCAACGCAUUUAGCAAACGCAAAACAAUAGAAGCGUAAAGUAGCGAACACACGUUAAUGCCUGGGUCACAUUUGCUCCGAUCCAUCGCCCGAUUGAGUGUUUUGUUCAAUACUGUAUUCAAUUUUGAACGAAAUACUCAAUCGGCCGGACUUUGCCUUGAUUUGGAACUGGACAUCGGCCUUAACUGGGCUUGGACUGGAACUGGACUUGGACCAGGACUGGCCUUGGACAUUGACUGAACUUGGGCCUUGGCUUGGACAUUGACUUUUACCUAGACUGAACUUGGACUACACUUGAACCUGGACUGACCUCGGACCUGGACUGGACUUGGACUUGUACUUGGACAUGGAUUUGGACUUUGACCUUAUUCUGGACUUUGACUGGACCGGACCUUACCUGGACUUGGACCUGGAUCCAUACUUGGACCUGGACCUUGAGUUGGACCUGGAACUGGACUGGUCUUUUUUCAAUAUUUUCCUCACUUUUCUUCGAGACUUUUUUGCAAAAGAAAAUUUUGUUCCAGGCUUAAUUGGCAAAAAGAGUUUUGCUUCGAGUUUUUUUGGGCAAAUAAUGUUGAUGCAAAACGAAAACGUUUUUUGGGGUAAAAGCCUCGAAGAAAACCGUUUUUGCCAAAAAAGCCUUGAAGCAAAACGUUUUUUGCCAAAAAGCCUCGAACCAAAAACUUGAAAAAGCUUGUUUUGUCAAAAAAAAACUCGAACCAAAACAAUUUUUGAAAAAAGCCUCUUAAGAGAAAUGUACAACAACCAUUUUAAAUUGUCUUUAUUACUUUUUGUAAAGCUGCUUGACCUGAUAAAAAAAUGUAUGCAAAAAAAGUUAUUGUUAUGUUAUUCAAUUCUUUUGGGAAAGGGUUAAACUUGAACAUAAAGUUUAAUGAAUUUGCAUAUUGAUUCAGUGAUACUCCUUUUU